AUGGCUGCUUCGUACGAACGAUUCAUCUGGAAACAGUCCAAACCAGGUCGCUGGGAGCGAGAUGUCGAUGAAGUGGAACAAUUCUAUACCUCGCUCGGCAAAGCAUAUGCCGGCAGUGGACGCACCUACUUUGCCAUAACCGCCCAUAUCUCGUACACAGUCGUCAUUGAAAAAAACAUUGACCGACUCAGCACAGAGCAGCGAAUUCAGGAAGCAUUGAAGAAAGCAUGGCUCCACCUGCGAUAUACCCACCCCACUAUUGCUUCCUGGGUGGAAUAUGAUCCCACAGCCAAGGAGUGCAAGAAGAUUUAUGAAGGCUUCCAUGAGCGCAAUGACCAAAAUUCCUGGCUGGAAGAUACCUUCCGGAUCAUUGCAGACAGCAAGAAGUAUCGAACCGGCCAGGAAUUUUCUAAUGCAGAUCCACCAGUUCCCAAGUUGCCGACGCUGUUCCUCGUCCAGCGUCCGAUAUCUUCAAACAACAUCCAGGCGGACCUCGUUCUCCGGGCUCACCAUGAUAUUAUUGAUGGCAUCGGCACACUGCACUUUUGGGACCGUCUCUUUGACUACGCAUCACAGGCCUAUGAUGAAGAAACCUGUUAUCAGCUGCCACACUUCGGGGACGAAUGGAAGAACCUGAGCCCACCGCUACGAGUCGCCGCAGCCAUUCCAGAGACUCUCACCAGUGAACAGACCGCCAGGAUCGAGCGUACCAAAGCUGUGAACUCAGCACUGCGAGAGAAAGUCGAAAUUGCUACCGUGCCCUUGCAAUCUGACGCGACUCUUCCUGGUAAACACCAACGUAUAGCCCUCAAACUGGACAAUGAGCAGACUCGGCGGCUGCUAGGGGCAUGCAAGGCCCUUGGGGCGAGCGUGACGCACAUCUAUCACGCUGCUAUUGCUGUGGCAUUGCGAGAUGCACAGAAGCGAUCCAGUCAGGCUCGAAGCGUCCGCUAUAUCAACUAUUCUCUAAUCAACGAACGUGAUCACUGCCUUCCACCCUACAGCACUCCCGCGCAUGCCGUAUCGACUUACCAUUCCGUGUCUGGACAAAGUCUGGCUAUCGACCUGGGAGUCCCGGCAGCUUCUGUCCCUCAAAGGGAUCAACAACAACAAAAAGACGAAUUCCGAGGCAUCAUACAGGAAAUCAAAAACUUCUAUACAGAAAUACGCGACGACAAAGAGCAUAUCGCCCUAGCACCCGCCUAUUGGACCCUAACAGCGCUCCCUUACGAUCCAGUCCCAACGCCCGUUCCCAGUCCGAACCCUACACCGUCCGCAUCAAUCUCGAGCAUGGGAGUCAUAGACAAGAUUAUCCAGCCUCAUCGGUCUGUCUUCGAGUUGGAUGAUCCGUGGGUCACCGGUGAAGAAUUAGGAACGGGACUCGGCUUCUUUCUUGGGACGUUCAAGGGAGAAUUGUCUUUUAGUGUGGCGUAUAAUGAUGUUUGGCAUAAUUUGGAGGAGGCUAGAGGGUAUUUGAAUAGAUGCCAGGAGAUUAUACUGGAGUGCGCGGGGAUUGCGAUGUAA
Messenger RNA from Aspergillus chevalieri, 1524 nucleotides. RefSeq lists its product as uncharacterized. Lineage: Eukaryota; Fungi; Ascomycota; Eurotiomycetes; Eurotiales; Aspergillaceae. The record is from RefSeq and is a predicted model, not a curated record. Gene Ontology annotation, molecular function: acetyltransferase activity. The transcript has a single exon. Gene Ontology annotation, biological process: mycotoxin biosynthetic process. The coding region runs from base 1 to 1524 and encodes 507 amino acids.